Messenger RNA from Megalobrama amblycephala (Wuchang bream), 4860 nucleotides. Its product is annotated as FYVE, RhoGEF and PH domain-containing protein 6-like. The transcript has 21 exons. Gene Ontology annotation, molecular function: metal ion binding; guanyl-nucleotide exchange factor activity. Gene Ontology annotation, cellular component: cytoplasm. The record is from RefSeq and is a predicted model, not a curated record. The coding region runs from base 698 to 4597 and encodes 1299 amino acids. Lineage: Eukaryota; Metazoa; Chordata; Actinopteri; Cypriniformes; Xenocyprididae.
UCUCACACGAAGCCUAAUCAUUUCUGUUUCUUGUACUAUGGAGAUUCGUGCGCGGUCAACGCAAAAUGAAUGAAUCACUCUCUGAGACUCGUUCGUUCCUGAGAGUCAUAUUAAAGAUUCGAAUCGUUCACGAUUUACCCAUGACUAAAUCAAUCGCGUGUUUGCCUGAUUUGGGUGCAAAAUUUAAACAAGGAAUUUGGUAUUAAUAGAACAACAAAUAUUAUACCUCUAGAUUUGAAACGCGCUAAAUAUUUUCUCAUAUUUAGCGUCUUUAGGUUUGUGAGUAACAGAUUUAUUUUGUUUUACCGAUAUAGUCAGCACAAAAAUAGAUGAUAUAAAGGAGUUUAAUUUCUAUAUAAUUUCCUUUGUAUCAACUGUAGCUUUACCAGUAGCUCUAUUAACUCGGAUCAACACAGCCAGGCGCGCACACAAUGGAGCUGAUUAUCAAAACUGGAAUUACUCUACUAGUUACAUACUAUACAAAGGCACGUGUGUAUCUGUAACCCGCCCUCUCUUUCUCUGAGCCUCUGAAGGAAUUUGAUCACACUCUUUCCUCAUUAUACUGGACUGGAAACGUCGCCUUGGAUGGUGUCGUUGAGCUUCUAGAAACCAGGUAGACUACCGGGAAACACAAACGGACAAAGGAUAUUUGCUCGUGGUCACGUAUGUCUCAUGAAUAAGUGAAUAUUUUGGGACGAUGAAGCGUACAGGUGAUCAGAAACCACCUUUGGCUCCAAAACCAAAGGUUCUCCCAGCUCCAGUGCAAACAGAACAUCGACCUGCUCCCAUGUUGUGUGUUUACCAACAUACCUCACCAGCUGUUAAAAGUAAAGUUAAGCCUGAUGUAGCACCAAAACCAAUUUACAAACCUCCGCCUCCUUUCGAUUCAAAACAUCUCACAUUCGAGGAGGGCCGUCAGCCUAUUUCACAACAAAAGUCUGACAUCACAAAGAACGUUGGUGUUCUAAAUUUCAGAAAUGGAAUGCACACUGGGAACAUCAAGCCGGAGUGGGAUUACAUAAUUCCAAUUUGUGUAUGCAAUGGCCGAAAUUGUGCUGAUUGCUCACCGAAGGAAAACAACCAAAAUGUUAAUCAACAUGGGAACAGCCUUGAUCCGUGUAAAACAGGAAAUGCCAAAAGUCCCAAAAAGAGUUUAUCCAAAUCUCCGCCAAGAACACCAGAGGAAGAACAACAUUUGGUGACACCUAUUUUGUCAAAGUGCAUCUCUGGACACACCUCGUCCAAUAAUAAUCAUUUCCAUCCAACUGAAAAACUUCAGAGAACAUCCCAGAUCCAGAACAAGGAGCCUUUGAAGGCACAUCAGAGUGAUUCUGAGAUGCAAAUGACCAAGAAACACCAAAAGAACAUUGUCUCUAGUGUUAAUUCAUCUGUUGAUAGUGGUCAAACACCAGAGUCUGUGAAAUGUCAGCAAACUGGAAGUAGUGUGCAGUGUAGUCCGUCCCCUACUAAGCCUCUUAAGAAAGCACCACCAGUAGCCUUACCACGCAAAAAAAAGAUGGCACAACCCAACGUUAUCCAUCAGGAGUCAGCGGGCCUUACCAAGUCAGCGUUUACUGUCUUACCUGUUGAUGCAAACAAUUCAGAUCCUAGAGAAAGUCCUAAUGAGAUGAACAAUAAAGGUCCUCAGGCCAUAAGGACUUUUAAAGGUACCCAGUGUAACAGCCAGGGCACCCCAGUACCUGUCCCACACCAGAGGAUCCCUAAGCUGCAACAAAAUAAAACCCAGGAAACUGGUGUACAGGGGACUGAAAAGAAAGUACAAAAUCUGGAUGUACCCCCUGAAGUAUCAAGCAAUACCCGUCCAAAGAAGUCAUCCCAGAAACCUCGACCUGAUGACCAUAGGCAGGUUAACAUUGGGUCUACAGAACCUUCAGCAGAUAGACUCCCUAAAAAGACAUUCAAAAGUCCACUGAGAAAUGAUGGUCACAUUGACUCAACAAAUCCUGAAGGACAUCCCUCUCUCGCAUUUGAAGGGCAAAUUGCCAAUCAAAACCAAGCAAGUUAUGUGCCAAACAAGAAGACCGGCUUGACUCUCAAGCCUAAAACCAAGUCCUUAUCCUCAGCAGAUAUACAUAAACCUGAUGGCCUCAAGAAGAUCUCAAGAAGACCUGAUGGCCAAAGGCACGAUAACAUUGGCUCUACAGAACCUUCAGCAGAUAGACUCCAUAAAAAGACUCUGGCAUUCAGUAGUCCACUGAGAAAUGAUGGUCACAUUGACACAACAAAUCCUGAAGGACAUCCCCCGCUCGCAUUUGAAGGACAAAUUGACAAUCAGAACCAAGCAAGUGAUGUGCCAAACAAGAAGACCGGCUUGACUCUCAAGCCUAAAUCAAAGUCCUUAUCCUCAGCAGAUAUGCGUAAACCUGAUGGCCUCAAGAAGACCUCCUUUCUAAGGAUCAUGGAUCUUGACCCUGUCAAAAAGGUUCCCAAGUUAUCUGUCAAGAGUGGGCAGGCCCUUGACCUCACUCCAGUUAUCAAUGAGCUGUCAGUGGAUACAGAGGAAAGCCAGAAUGAAAUCUGCUCUCAUAAACUGGCAUCACUGCACAGUGGUCACCUCGAUGGAAAUAUACUAGUUGAGCAGAGUGUAGAUGAAGAUCUUCCAAAACAUCUAGAGAAUUCUGAUGAAUCUAUACAUGCAUAUGAAGAUAUUCCAGAAUAUGAAAACCUGCCUCCUUUAAGCACUUCAAAAGCACAGGAUGCCGAUGAUAACCGAAAUCAGUCAGCCAUGUAUGAGGAUGAUGAUAUUUAUGAAAUUCCAGAUGUGUUCCCUGAACACUGGGCACACACCAAAAAGCAGCAGUUUCUUAAAAGAAAUGUUUUGGAAGAAGUGCAAGAAAUGAAGGAGAUGCAUUCAAAAGAAGAUGAAUGUAGCUCAGAAGAGGAGGAUAACACCAUCAAUAGAGAAAAACAGACCGAAGCGAAGAAAACCAACGUUGAACACAUUGUAAAUGAGAUUUUGUCUUCUGAGAAAAUAUUUGUGCAAGUACUGAAGCUCCUUCAUGUAGAUUUUCGUGAAGCGGUACUGAAGGCCUCCUGUCAGGCGGGAAAAGCCGUAAUCGAUGAGCGAGUCGUGAACCAGAUCUUGUGUUCUUUGCCUCAGCUGUACGAGCUAAAUUGCGACCUGUUGAAAGAGCUGGAAGAACGGGUUGCUCACUGGAACAAGCAUUGCGGUGUAGCGGAUAUAUUUGUGAAGAAAGGACCUUAUCUUAAAAUGUACUCCACUUAUAUUUGUGAGUUCGACAAGAAUGUGGCACUUCUUGAAGAGCAUUGCCGGAAAAACCCAGCAUUUGCCAAAGCCGUCAGAGAGUUUGAGAGCAAUCCAUGCUGUGCCAACCUCGCAGUGAAACAUUACAUGCUUAAACCUAUCCAGAGGAUUCCACAAUAUCAACUUCUCCUAACUGAUUAUUUGAACAAUUUAGAUGAUGAAUCCCCAGACUACAGAGAUGCAGAAGCUGCCCUAGUGAUAGUAAAGGAGGUGGCUAAUCAUGCAAAUGAAUUCGUAAGACAAGAGGAUAACUCCCAAAAGCUCUAUGAGGUUCAGUGCCGCUUAAUUGGGAAUCACGUGCUUGUCCAGCCAGGAAGGGUUUUGUUAAAGGAAGGGAUCUUGAUGAAGCUCUCCAGGAAAGGGAUGCAGCCUCGAAUGUUCUUCUUAUUAAGCGAUAGUCUUCUUUGUACCACGCCAGUAGCAGCGGGCAAUUUCAAACUGAACCACAUGCUGUCAUUGGCUGAGAUGAAGGUUAGUAAACCUAGUCAAGAAGGGUAUCAAAAUGAGCUGAACAUUGAGAGCGUUCAACGAUCUUUCAUUUUAACUGCCAGCUCUGCUGCAUGUCGAGAUGAGUGGCUACAGGCUAUUUCUACUGCAAUCGAUGAUUAUACAAAGAAAGAGACCACAUUUAGAAACCCUGAGAUGACAAGCCAAGACGUUGUAGACACUGGGGACCAGCUGGGAAACAAAGCCCCAAUAUGGAUCCCAGACUCGAGAGCCACUAUGUGUAUGAUCUGCACCUGUGAGUUCACCCUCACCUAUAGACGCCAUCAUUGCAGAGCCUGUGGGAAGGUUGUUUGUCAGGCCUGUUCAACCAAUGAACAUCCACUGAAAUAUCUGAAGAAUCACCUUGCACGAGUUUGCGAUCUCUGCUUCUCCAUUUUGCAGCAGAACAGUUCAGGUGACCAAGCAUCCAGUAAUAUGCCUCUUUCGCCUACUAGCAAGUCCCCUGGUUCCUUUCCAUUCAGAAAGCAGAAGAAAAUACCAGCAGCCCUAAAAGAGGUUUCAGCUAACACAGAUGGGUCCUCGAUGAGUGGCUACUUGGAAAGGACGAAGGCCAACAGGAAACAGUGGAAACGGUUCUGGUUUGUCAUCAUGAACAAAGUUCUGUACACUUACGCUGCCAGUGAGGAUGUAGCAGCUUUGGAAAGUCAACCCCUUCUCGGAUUCUCUCUCCGAACCGAAAAACCAGAAUCUUCAUUGCAUUUUAAACUUUAUCACAAAAACACUCUUUACUACAUUUUCAGAGCAAGUGACUGCCAGAUCUGUGAAAGAUGGAUUGAAGCUAUCCAGGAAGCCACGGUUCUCUAACCUUAACAACCCGUGAUGUUUCAGACCAGAUCUUCAUACAAAAUGCCUUAUUAAAGUUAUAUCAUGACUAAGUUGUUUAUAUUUGUGGCUCACCAUAUUUGCAUACAAUGAAAAGUGUUGUGAGUGUUUUUAGUUAUUAAAUACUUCGUAAUAUAUCUGGUAAUGCUGAGAAUACAGUGAAAAUCAUUUUAUUAAGCAAUCAUAUUUAUUCUUUAUGGCAAAUUCAUUGUAACCAGUUGCACUCAAUAAAUGUAUUUUUUAUA